AUGUUGUUUGUUAUUUCUUUUGUUGUGUCAAACACUUUUAUUCUUCUCAGUUACACACUACGGAAGUGUAAUUUGAUUGCAAGCCACAACUCUCGAAAGAUGUUCCAUAUUACUUUUGGAUUGAGUCAAAUAAUAUUUUGGCCAUUGUAUCCGGAUGAUCUAACAAGUCGCUUUCUUGGGACUUUUAAUUGUCUGAUUUACUCUUUUAUCUUCUUUGUGAUGGGUGAAGGGUAUUGCAAUGGCAGUCUAUAUGAAGUGCUCAAAGUUGUGUUAUGUAGACAAAACGACCACAAAGAAUUUUUGUAUGGUCCACUGAAUUACUGUGUCACCAUCUCAGUAAUUGCACUUAUAUUUUGGAGAACUUACCCACCGACUAUCAUUGGAAUAAGUCUUCUUUUAUGUGGCGAUGGGAUGGCGGAAGUGAUUGGCAAGACAAUUGGUAAAGUCAAGUUGAAAACCCCUUGGGGAAGAAUAAAAACACUUGAAGGUUCUCUUGCUGUUUUUAUAUUUGGUGGUAUUGGAGCACUUAUUAUGUGUUAUAUUGUAUUCCACAAAUUCUUUCUCUUUUACACAACAUUUUUAGCAUUGGUUGGGAUGGUGGUUGAGUUUUACUCAAUCCCUGAGUAUGACAAUGUACUAAUACCACUUUCGUCGCUAUGUUACCAAAAGUAUAAGAAUUACAUACUGUUAAUUUAUCAACCUAAAAUUUUCCAAAAACACUGUUUUGUCGACGUAUAUUGUAAAGCAUAUUUUGACAUUUCCUGUUUGUUGGAUUCCAAAACACAGUCUUUUAUUUUUUCAAAUUGCAAAUAUAGCUGCCAAACAAUGUGCUGUCGAUUUUCUAACUAA
Entamoeba invadens IP1 is the source of this 849-nucleotide messenger RNA. RefSeq lists its product as hypothetical. The transcript has 2 exons. The coding region runs from base 1 to 849 and encodes 282 amino acids. Gene Ontology annotation, cellular component: endoplasmic reticulum membrane. Gene Ontology annotation, molecular function: ATP-dependent diacylglycerol kinase activity. Lineage: Eukaryota; Evosea; Mastigamoebida; Endamoebidae. Gene Ontology annotation, biological process: phosphatidic acid biosynthetic process. The record is from RefSeq and is a predicted model, not a curated record.